AUGGCAGAAACUUCAAAAACCAGUGAUCAAAUUCAUGCGAAACUUCCAAUCUUUGACGACAACAAUCAUGAAAGAUGGACAACGCAAAUGAAGGUUGUCUUUAGGUAUCAAGGUGUUCUAGAUGUCAUUCGCAGUGGAGUGACACCGCUUGACGCAGCACCAACAGAGGCGGCGAGGGAAACUCACCGUGAACAAAUGAAGAAAGACGACAAGGCGAUAUACUUCCUCCAUCAAUGUGUAGAUUCAAAUGUCUUGGAAAAGAUAAUUGAAUAUGAGACGGCCAAAGAAGCUUUGGAUGUUCUUGCAACCACUUCCGCCGACGAUAGACAAACCAAGAAGGUGAAAUUGAUGGCUUUAAGGCGUCAAUUAGGUCGAUUGCAAAUGGAACCAAAUGAGACAGUAGCGCAAUUCGUGAACAGGUUAACUGUACUAACCAACCAGAUGAAGAGUUGUGGUGAAGCAGUUACUGAUGCAAUGAAGGUUGAAAAAGUUAUCACGGGUUUAACACCCAAAUUUGAUAAUUUAGUUGCUGCAAUUGAACAAUCUAAGGACCUAGACACGUUGAAAUUGGAACAAUUAAUAGGUUCUUUAGAAGCUCACGAAUUGAAAUUGAAGAAUAGAGAUGGUGUCAAGAAAGAUGAGAAAGAAACUGAGAAGACAUUGUUUACAGAAUCUCAGAAAAAAGGAAGUGGUAGUAAUGAAUCUUGGAAGAGGAAAGGUAAAGGAAAAUGGAAGAGUAACAAGAAUGAGGGUGGAAAUUCUAAGCAAGAAUCUCAGAAGAAAGGAGAUGAGAGUGAUGGCAAAGGAAAGAAGAAAUCCAAGGAACACAUUCAAUGCUAUAACUGUAAAAAAUGGGGUUACUUUGUAGAUGAAUGUGUGAAUUCUAAGGUGCCUAGGAAGAAAAAUGAAGAGGCACAGUUAGCUCGUGACUCAGAUGAAUAA
Messenger RNA from Lathyrus oleraceus (garden pea), 942 nucleotides. RefSeq lists its product as uncharacterized. The record is from RefSeq and is a predicted model, not a curated record. Lineage: Eukaryota; Viridiplantae; Streptophyta; Magnoliopsida; Fabales; Fabaceae. The transcript has a single exon. Gene Ontology annotation, molecular function: zinc ion binding; nucleic acid binding. Bases 1 to 942 code for a protein of 313 amino acids.